Messenger RNA from Octodon degus (degu), 5057 nucleotides. It is a transcript of the gene Arhgap5, whose product is annotated as Rho GTPase activating protein 5. The coding region runs from base 419 to 4930 and encodes 1503 amino acids. The transcript is spliced from 7 exons. Lineage: Eukaryota; Metazoa; Chordata; Mammalia; Rodentia; Octodontidae. Gene Ontology annotation, biological process: signal transduction. The record is from RefSeq and is a predicted model, not a curated record.
GGAGACAGCGCGGGCAGGUUACCAGGCAGCGGGAGCCGUGGGGCUCAGGGUUUCGGGGCGUGUGUGUUGGGAGGGCGGGGGAAGUGGCUGGAGGGACGCGGCGCUCGGUGAGCGCGCCGGGGACGAGAGGCGAGCAGAGAGUGGAGGAGGAGGCGGCGGCGGCGGCGGGAGCGCUCCCCAGGAAUGUCGCUGCCGCUGCCACCGCCGGGGCCGCUGCCGUUGAGGAGGAGACGGAGGAGAGCGACGCUGUUAGGAAGAUGAUCCAUGUGAUCUUGAAGAUCUGUCUGCGCAGAAAUGAGGGAUAUACAAAGAACCAAACAGAAUUCUGAAAUUUUGGAUCUGUAUUUUAAGAUUUUAUUUUCAGAAUGAGAAAUAUAUAUGGUUAUCUUUAUGAAUGUAGAGACAUGAGAAGAGAGUUAUGAUGGCAAAAAACAAAGAGCCUCGUCCCCCAGCCUAUACUAUCAGUGUAGUUGGACUCUCUGGGACUGAAAAGGACAAAGGUAACUGUGGAGUUGGAAAAUCUUGUUUGUGCAAUAGAUUUGUACGCUCAAAAGCAGAUGAAUAUUACCCAGAACAUACUUCUGUGCUUAGCACCAUUGACUUUGGAGGACGAGUAGUAAACAAUGAUCACUUUUUAUACUGGGGUGACAUAACACAAAAUGGUGAAGAUGGAGUAGAAUGCAAAAUUCAUGUCAUUGAACAAACAGAGUUCAUUGAUGACCAGACUUUCUUGCCUCAUCGGAGUACGAAUUUGCAACCAUAUAUAAAACGUGCAGCUGCCUCUAAGUUGCAGUCAGCAGAAAAACUAAUGUACAUUUGCACUGAUCAGCUAGGUUUAGAGCAAGACUUUGAGCAAAAGCAAAUGCCUGAGGGGAAGCUGAAUGUAGAUGGGUUUUUAUUGUGCAUUGAUGUAAGUCAGGGAUGUAAUAGGAAAUUUGAUGAUCAACUUAAAUUUGUGAAUAACCUUUUUGUUCAGCUAUCAAAAUCAAAAAAACCUGUAAUAAUAGCAGCAACUAAAUGUGAUGAAUGUGUGGAUCAUUAUCUUAGAGAAGUUCAGGCGUUUGCUUCAAACAAAAAGAACCUUCUUGUAGUGGAAACAUCAGCACGAUUUAAUGUCAACAUUGAGACAUGUUUCACUGCGCUGGUACAAAUGCUGGAUAAAACUCGUGGCAAGCCUAAAAUUAUUCCCUAUCUGGAUGCUUAUAAAACACAGAGACAACUUGUUGUCACAGCAACAGAUAAGUUUGAAAAACUUGUACAGACUGUGAGAGAUUAUCAUGCAACAUGGAAAACUGUUAGUAAUAAAUUAAAAAAUCAUCCUGAUUAUGAAGAAUACAUCAGUUUAGAGGGAACAAGGAAAGCCAGAAAUACAUUCUCAAAACAUAUAGAACAACUUAAACAGGAACAUAUAAGAAAAAGGAGAGAGGAAUAUUUAAGUACCCUACCAAGAGCUUUUAACACUCUUUUGCCAAAUCUUGAAGAGAUUGAACAUUUGAAUUGGUCAGAAGCUUUGAAGUUAAUGGAGAAGAGAACAGACUUCCAGUUAUGUUUUGUGGUGCUAGAAAAAACACCUUGGGAUGAAACUGACCAUAUAGACAAAAUUAAUGAUAGACGGAUCCCAUUUGACCUCCUGAGCACUUUAGAAGCUGAAAAAGUCUAUCAGAACCAUGUACAGCAUCUAAUAUCAGAAAAAAGGAGAGUAGAAAUGAAGGAAAAAUUUAAAAAGACUUUGGAAAAGAUCCAGUUCAUUUCACCUGGGCAACCAUGGGAGGAAGUUAUUUGCUUUGUUAUGGAAGAUGAAGCCUUCAAAUAUAUCACAGAGGGAGAUAGUAAAGAGGUCUAUAGUAGGCAUCAGCGAGAGAUAGUUGAAAAAGCCAAAGAAGAGUUUCAGGAAAUGCUUUUUGAGCAUUCUGAACUUUUUUAUGAUUUAGAUCUUAAUGCAACACCAAGUUCAGAUAAAAUGAGUGAGAUUCAUACAGUUCUAAGUGAAGAACCUAGAUACAAAGCUUUACAGAAACUUGCACCUGAUAGGGAAUCUCUUCUACUUAAACAUAUAGGAUUUGUUUAUCAUCCCACUAAAGAAACAUGCCUUAGUGGCCAAAAUUGUACAGACAUUAAAGUGGAGCAUUUGCUUGCUAGUAGUCUUUUGCAGUUGGAUCACAGUCGCUUACGGUUGUAUCAUGAUAGUGCAAACAUAGAUAAAGUUAACCUCUUCAUUUUAGGGAAAGAUGGCCUUGCCCAAGAACUAGCAAAUGAGAUAAGGACACAGUCUACUGAUGAUGAAUAUGCCUUAGACGGAAAAAUUUAUGAACUUGACCUUCGGCCUGUUGAUGCCAAAUCGCCUUACAUUUUGAGUCAGUUAUGGACUGCUGCCUUUAAACCACAUGGGUGCUUCUGUGUAUUCAAUUCCAUUGAAUCAUUGAGUUUUAUUGGGGAAUUUAUUGGAAAAAUAAGAACUGAAGCUUCUCAGAUCAGAAAAGAUAAAUAUAUGGCUAAUCUUCCAUUUACAUUAAUUCUGGCUAACCAGAGAGAUUCUGUGAGUAAGAAUCUACCAAUACUCAGGCACCAAGGGCAGCAGUUGGCAAACAAGUUACAGUGUCCUUUUGUAGAUGUACCUGCUGGUACAUAUCCUCGUAAAUUUAAUGAAACCCAAAUAAAGCAAGCUCUAAGAGGUGUACUGGAAUCAGUGAAACAUAAUUUAGAUGUUGUAAGCCCAGUUCCCACCAAUAAGGAUGUAUCGGAAGCAGACUUAAGAAUUGUGAUGUGUGCCAUGUGUGGAGAUCCAUUUAGUGUGGAUCUUAUCCUUUCACCCUUCCUUGAUUCUCAUUCUUGUAGUGCUGCCCAAGCUGGACAGAAUAAUUCCCUAAUGCUUGAUAAAAUUAUUGGUGAAAAAAGAAGGCGAAUACAGAUCACAAUAUUAUCAUAUCACUCUUCAAUUGGAGUAAGGAAGGAUGAACUGGUUCAUGGGUAUAUUUUAGUUUACUCUGCCAAACGGAAAGCAUCAAUGGGAAUGCUCCGAGCGUUUCUAUCAGAAGUUCAAGACACCAUUCCUGUGCAGCUGGUGGCAGUUACUGACAGCCAAGCAGAUUUUUUUGAAAAUGAGGCGAUCAAGGAGUUAAUGACUGAAGGAGAACACAUUGCAACUGAGAUCACUGCUAAAUUUACAGCAUUGUAUUCUUUAUCUCAGUAUCAUCGGCAAACUGAAGUCUUUACUCUGUUUUUUAGUGAUGUUCUUGAGAAAAAAAAUAUGAUAGAAAAUUCCUAUCUGUCUGAUAAUACAAGGGAAUCAACGCAUCACAGCGAAGAUGUUUUCCUACCAUCUCCUAGAGAUUGUUUUCCCUAUAAUAAUUACCCCGAUUCAGAUGAUGAUACAGAAGCUCCACCUCCUUAUAGUCCAAUUGGUGAUGAUGUACAGUUGCUUCCAACACCCAGUGACCGUUCCAGAUACAGAUUAGAUUUGGAAGGAAAUGAAUAUCCUGUUCAUAGCACCCCAAACUGUCAUGAUCAUGAACGCAACCAUAAAGUGCCUCCACCUAUUAAACCUAAACCAGUUGUUCCUAAGACAAAUGUGAAAAAACUGGAUCCAAACCUUUUAAAAACAAUUGAAGCUGGUAUUGGUAAAAAUCCAAGAAAACAGACUUCCCGGGUACCUUUGGCACAUCCUGAAGAUAUGGAUUCUUCAGAUAACUAUGCGGAACCCAUGGACACAAUUUUCAAACAGAAGGGCUAUUCUGAUGAGAUUUAUGUUGUUCCAGAUGAUAGUCAGAAUCGAAUUAUUAAAAUUCGAAACUCAUUUGUAAAUAAUACCCAAGGUGAGGAGGAAAAUGGAUUUUCUGAUAGACCCUCAAAAAGCCAUGGGGAACGGAGGCCUUCAAAAUACAAAUAUAAAUCUAAAACUUUAUUUAGUAAAGCCAAGUCAUACUAUAGAAGAACUCACUCAGAUGCAAGUGAUGAUGAAGCUUUCACUACUUCUAAAACAAAAAGAAAAGGAAAGCAUCGUGGUAGUGAAGAAGACCCACUUCUUUCUCCUGUUGAAACUUGGAAAGGUGGUAUUGAUAAUCCUGCAAUCACUUCUGACCAGGAAGUAGAUGAUAAGAAGAUGAAGAAAAAAACCCAUAAAGUAAAAGAAGAUAAAAAGCAGAAAAAGAAAACUAAAAACUUCAAUCCGCCAACACGUAGAAAUUGGGAAAGUAAUUACUUUGGAAUGCCCCUCCAGGAUCUGGUCACAGCUGAAAAGCCUAUACCACUGUUUGUUGAAAAAUGUGUGGAAUUUAUUGAAGAUACAGGAUUGUGUACAGAAGGACUCUACCGUGUUAGUGGAAACAAAACUGACCAAGACAAUAUUCAAAAGCAAUUUGAUCAAGAUCAUAAUGUCAAUCUAGUAUCAAUGGAAGUAACAGUAAAUGCUGUAGCGGGAGCUCUUAAAGCUUUCUUUACAGAUCUGCCAGAUCCUUUAAUCCCAUAUUCUCUUCAUCCAGAGCUAUUGGAAGCAGCAAAAAUCCUGGAUAAAACAGAACGUCUUCAUGCCUUGAAAGAAAUUGUCAAGAAAUUUCAUCCUGUAAACUAUGAUGUAUUCAGAUAUGUGAUAACACAUCUAAACAGGGUCAGUCAGCAAAAUAAAAUCAACCUAAUGACAGCAGAUAACUUAUCCAUCUGUUUUUGGCCAACCUUGAUGAGACCUGAUUUUGAAAAUCGAGAGUUUCUGUCUACCACUAAGAUCCAUCAAUCUGUUGUUGAAACAUUCAUUCAGCAGUGUCAGUUUUUCUUUUACAAUGGAGAAAUUGUAGAAACUGCGAACACCGUGGCUCCUCCUCCACCUUCAAACCCAGGACAGUUGGUGGAAUCAAUGGUACCACUUCAGUUACCACCACCAUUGCAACCUCAGCUGAUACAACCACAAUUACAGACAGAUCCUCUUGGUAUCAUAUAAGUGAUGGCAGACAGCCUAAAAUCGGACAAAAAGUAAACCUAGAUGUGCAUGUUUCAGGGUUCCGUAGUAUACUUCAUGUUUCAUGCAGAUAAUUCACAUUCAAAUGAGACACUUUCUCUUUGAACUA